AUGUGGAAGGCGGCAGCGGCGCUGGUGCUGGCCGCGGUAGCGGCGGCGGGCGACGUGUCGUGGGGCACGUACCGGCCACAGGUGUACCUGGGCCUGCGGCCGACGCUCCCAGACUCGGUGCUCACCGGCCUUGCGUACUUUUCGACGCGUCACGCGACGGAGCUGCAGCGCAUGCGGCACUCGACCGAGGACGACGACGGUGUCCGAUUCUAUCGAUGGACGCACCACGACGGGCGCGCAUUCGGUAUACAAGAGAUUGUGGAUGACGGACUGAACUAUCGUUUGGAGACGUCGUUUGUCAAGACGGACUAUGACGACCACCCGGGCAGCUGGGCCGUGCGGGUGAACGGCACGGUGCUCGACACGACGCAGCCCGCCGAGCUCUCGGUGCUGUACUACGUAGGGCGCGAGUCGGGCGACGCCAAGCUCGGCGCGGUGCAGGGCGACGAUGGGCCGAUCAUCAAGGGCACGCACCCCGCGUUCGGAGCGUUUGCCAUGCACACCGCUGCACCCCACGGCGAGCGCACGGGCGACGGCGAGGCACACUACGAAGGCCUGCGUGUGCCGACCCACGAAGUGUGGCGCGCAAAAGAUCACCUCACGGGCGCGUUUACCGAGCGCUACCAGGCGCUUGCGUCGCGCGGCGAAAAGAUGGCGGAGCUGCCCGCGGCCGACAUCUUCCAGCUGGACGACCGCGCGCCGGCGGGCGCGACGCUCUAUGCGCUCCAGCGCACCUUUCGCGGCGACUUUGUGAUGGACAUCUUCUUCGAGUCGGACGCAACGCCCAAGGGCGCGCGCCUCGACUCGGACUCGCUCACGGUCGCGCUGCAGCACCGCCGCGAGGCGUAUGAAACCGCGUUCCAGCGCAAGUUUGGGCUGGAUGCGUUCGAAAAGGAGGACGUAGACAUUGCGCGCGAGCUCACUGCGCAGAUCGUCGGCGGCAUCGGCUACUUUUCCGGCUCGAGCCUCGUCGACCGCCGCGGAUUCGACGACAAUGGCCUCGUGCUGCACGAGCCGAGCAAGGCGGAGCCGACGCGCGAGCCGACGCGCGAGCUGCUCACCGCAACGCCGUCGCGCUCCUUCUUUCCCCGCGGCUUUUACUGGGACGAAGGCUUCCACCAGGCGCACAUUGGCGCAUGGGACCCCGAGCUGUGCAUGGACCUCUUUGCUUCCUGGACGUCGCUCAUUGACGACGACGGCUGGGUCGGCCGCGAGCAGAUUCUCGGCGCAGAAGCCCGCUCGCGUGUCCCGGAAGAGUUCCAGGUGCAGUUCCCCCAGUUUGCGAAUCCCCCUGCGCUGAUCAUGGGCCUCGAGGGCUACCUCGAUCGCCUGGACAAUGCGGCGGACGUCGGGGGGGUCGGCGGCCAGGCCGCGUACGCGCUCAACACGACGCACGACCUCGCGUCGCUGUACGAGCCAUGGCGCAGGCACUACCACUGGUUCCGCCGCACGCAGCGCGGCCAGAUCAAGCAAUGGGACCGCAGCGCGACGUCGCGCGAGGCGUAUCGCUGGCGCGGCCGCUCUGCGACGCAUGUCCUGACGAGCGGCCUCGACGACUACCCCCGUGCCGCGACGCCGCACGUCGGCGAGCUGCACCUCGACCUGCACGCGUGGAUGGGCGGCUUUGCGCGGGCAAUGCGCCGCUUUGCGCAGCACCUCGGCAUAGACGACGACGUCGAGGAGUACGAGCGCCACCUCGAGGAUAUCCAGGCGAAUCUCUACGACCUGCACUGGGACGAGGAGCGCCAGAUGUUCUGCGACGCGUCCGUCGACGAGGACGACAUGCCGUACCUCGAGUGCCACCAAGGCUACGUGAGCCUCUUUCCGCUGCUCAUGGAGCUCCUCGAGCCGGACGCGCCCGCGCUCGGCGCGACGCUCGACAUGCUCGGCGACGAGGCGCAGCUCUGGUCGCCGCACGGCAUCCGCAGCCUCAGCGCCGCGCAUCCCAUGUACGGCACCGGCGAGGACUACUGGCGCAGUGCGAUCUGGAUCCCGAUCAACUAUCUCGUGCUGCGUGCACUGCACGCCUACGCCGCCGUUCCCGGGCCGUACCAGACGCGAUCCGGCGAGCUGUACGCUGCGCUCCGCGGAAACUUGAUCCGCACCGUCCUAAACGAGUACAAGCGGACGGGGUAUACCUGGGAGCAGUACGACGCGGCGACCGGCGCCGGUCGCCGCAACCGCCCCUUUGCUGGAUGGACCUCGAUGGUGGUCCUCAUCAUGGCCGAGCAGUAUCCGUAG
Messenger RNA from Malassezia japonica, 2241 nucleotides. RefSeq names its product mannosyl-oligosaccharide glucosidase (gene CWH41). The transcript has a single exon. NCBI's taxonomy places the organism in Eukaryota, Fungi, Basidiomycota, Malasseziomycetes, Malasseziales, Malasseziaceae. Gene Ontology annotation, cellular component: endoplasmic reticulum membrane. The record is from RefSeq and is a predicted model, not a curated record. Gene Ontology annotation, biological process: oligosaccharide metabolic process; protein N-linked glycosylation. Bases 1 to 2241 code for a protein of 746 amino acids. Gene Ontology annotation, molecular function: Glc3Man9GlcNAc2 oligosaccharide glucosidase activity.